AUGUCGCGGCCGAUCCAGACGUCGGAUAUCAUCUUCCCGGAGCUGUCGACGGAUUUCUCGACGACGCUCUCUUCGCUCAAGCGGGCGACGCUGUCCAUCUCCAACCGGCUGCGGUCCAUCUCCGAGGAUGCCGAGUUCGUGUGCGCCGUGGCCGACGCGUACCGGCGGCCGCUGGUGGCCAACGAGCGGUGCGGCAGCUGGUACAUCCCGCUGGAGCGCAAGGCCGCGAGCGCCUAUUUCAAGAGCACCGACGGCCACACCGGCGAGUGGUCCUUCAGCCUGAGGCGACUGAACAUCCAGGUGCUGGAAGUUGUGGGCGCGAAUGACGGAUGCAUAAUUGUCGACUCUACAAGACGAGGUAAAAGAAUGCCCGACGCCCUCUCCAAAACCGUCCCCAUCUGGUGCGCCAUCUGGAACGCCCUCCUCUUCCCCUCCACCUCAACCCCCUCAGACCCCAUCCCCAUCCACCUCCCCCCAACCACCGUCUCCGCCUCCGAACGCGCUCAAAUCACCUCCCGCCUCCCCACCUUCCUCGCCGCCGCCCGCGCCCUCAACCUCCCCCUCGACCGGCUGCGCGCGCAGCUCAAGAAGCCGCUGCGGCCGCUGUGGGUGACGCGGGACUCGCCGUUGCCCGGCGACGACGAAGGAGCCGCCGAGGGAACCGAGGGGACCGAGGGGACUGAGGGAGGAGCCGGGGGUGAGGGAGCAGGAGUGAUACCGUCCUUCCCGGACUUCCACCCCGUCAUCCUCUGCACGGCCAGCCGGCGCGUGCCGGGCGGCGAAGUGAGCGAGGGUGGCUACGUGCAGGGCGCGGGCGACGACAGCGAGGGCUGGGCGCGCGGGCUGACGGCGCCGCUGUUUUGGGGGGAGCGCCGCGACGAGCUGUUGCGGGCGUCGGAGGCGGAACUACCGGAGUUGAUUGCGGAGUUGGUGAAGGAAGCUUCCUUUUCUUUUGCUGGGGCUAGCGCCGGUGGUAGUGUUGAUGCGGUGCAGCUGGCGCCGGCGGGGUGGGUGUGGGUUUGCGCGGCGGGUGCGUUGAAGGGGAGGGCGGACGCGGGGCAGCAGUUCGAUGCUGUGGUGGAGUGCGGCGAUGCGCCGCCGGACGAGGCGCUGGUGAAGGGGUUGAAGGGCAGGUACCUCCACCUCAAGUGCGGGACGGGUAAGCUGGGGAGUCGGGACCUGCGGAACGAGAUCGCGAAGAUUGAGGAGUUCGUGCUAAGGCGCGUGCCGGAAGGCGGCGCGCGGAAACUGGCUGUCUGCUGUCAAACUGGGAAGGACCUGUCUGUCGGCGUGGCGCUAGCCGUGCUGUGCUUGUACGCGGACGAAGAAGGUCAACGCCUCGCCAACCCCAACGACGCCAUCACAAAAGACUUCAUCCGCCAGCGCCUCAGCUGGAUCAUGACCGCCUACCCGGCCGCCAGCCCCUCGCGCGCGACCCUGCAAUCCGUCAACGCCUUCCUCUUCUCCCCGCGCGAAAAGUUUCCUGCUCCUCAUCCUCCUCCUGUUCCUCCUGCUCCCCCCUCCUCAGCCACUCCCUCCUCAACCACCCCAAUGACCACCCCCCUCUCCAAAACCUUCGCCUCCCUCACCACCACCACCGCGAAUCCCUGGACCCUCGCCCGCACCCUGACCUCGCACCUACCCCCCAGUAGCGGCGGCACGCCGUCAGGCAGCUUCGCCGGCACGGCGACCUUCGCGCCGCGCGCGCCGACGGCCGCCGGCUACGCGGCCGAGUGCCUGUACGCGGAAGAAGGCGUGCUGCGGACCGAGACGGGGCUGGAGGUGGCCGCGCGGCGGCGGUACGUGUGGAGGUAUCGAGAAGGACGAAGGGAGAAGAAAGAGGCGGGGAAGGAAGAAGAGGGGGAGCAAGAGGAGGGGAUCUCGAUCUGGUUCGUCAAGGAGGAUGGGGAGAGCGUGGAUUACUUGUUCUUGGAUAUGGAGUUCCAAGGUGGCGAAGGAGGCGGCAAGAAGCUCAGGGCGAAGGGGAGGCAUCCGUGUGGGCGGGAUAUGUAUGAUGCAGAGUUUGUGUUUGGGGGUGGUGGUGAGCAGGGGAUGGUCGUGACGUACGUUGUCAAGGGCCCGAAGAAGGAUUAUAUCAGUGAGACGAGGUACACGCGCUGA
This is a messenger RNA of Lasiodiplodia theobromae, 2121 nucleotides long. RefSeq names its product Initiator tRNA phosphoribosyl transferase. Bases 1 to 2121 code for a protein of 706 amino acids. Gene Ontology annotation, molecular function: tRNA adenosine(64)-2'-O-ribosylphosphate transferase activity. Gene Ontology annotation, cellular component: cytoplasm. Gene Ontology annotation, biological process: charged-tRNA amino acid modification. The record is from RefSeq and is a predicted model, not a curated record. Lineage: Eukaryota; Fungi; Ascomycota; Dothideomycetes; Botryosphaeriales; Botryosphaeriaceae. The transcript is spliced from 4 exons.